AUGCAGAUUCAAAACCUCCUUACUGUGCUCAGCCUGUGCGCUGUCGCCUUCGCCGAGAACAAGGUCGAACCCGAUGACGUGCCCCAGGCUUGCCGUACUACGGACAGCUGCCGUCAAGUCAUUGACGUUUCGAGAUCCUGUGAUCAGACGACCGACAAUGACAACACCUACCGCAGCUGUGUUUGCGGGACUACAAACAUACAGACGUUGCUGAACGACUGUGCUACCUAUGUCACUGAUCUGAUGCGCGACUGCGGCUGGGCUUAUAACACUACCGCCACCACCACAAGCCUCAGUGGAACCGUGAGACCAACAGUCCUUCCCAGCCCAACUACGAUUACAAGUGGAGGAACCACCAUCACCACUACUCCCACUCCUACUCUGGGAACAGUGGCCUCAACCACUUCGACCCCUGCUGGAGCCCCCGCUGUCACCGCUGGUCUGGGAAUGCUUGCCGGAGUCGCCCUUGCAAUCCCGGCCCUCAUCUGA
Neoarthrinium moseri is the source of this 489-nucleotide messenger RNA. RefSeq lists its product as uncharacterized. NCBI's taxonomy places the organism in Eukaryota, Fungi, Ascomycota, Sordariomycetes, Amphisphaeriales, Apiosporaceae. The transcript is spliced from 2 exons. The record is from RefSeq and is a predicted model, not a curated record. The coding region runs from base 1 to 489 and encodes 162 amino acids.